Sus scrofa (pig) is the source of this 3662-nucleotide messenger RNA. It is a transcript of the gene TRIM35, whose product is annotated as tripartite motif containing 35. Lineage: Eukaryota; Metazoa; Chordata; Mammalia; Artiodactyla; Suidae. The record is from RefSeq and is a predicted model, not a curated record. Gene Ontology annotation, molecular function: protein binding; zinc ion binding.
GCGCUGCUGUCGCUCAGUGCUCCCGAGCGGAAGGGGCUGUGUGCCCCUCUCCGCAAGGUCCCGGGAGCCGCGAGGCAGGUGGGAGGGGCGUGAGUGAAAGUUGCCGGCGUUGGAGCCCGCAGACCCGGCAAUGGAGCCGGGCCCGGCCGCGUCCCCCGGGCCUUCCCGUUCCUUCAAGGAGGAGCUCCUCUGCGCCGUCUGCUACGACCCGUUUCGCGACGCCGUGACUCUGCGCUGCGGCCAUAACUUCUGCCGCGGGUGUGUGACCCGCUGCUGGGAGGUGCAGGUGGCGCCCACUUGCCCGGUGUGCAAGGACCGCGCGGCUCCCUCCGACCUGCGCCCCAACCACACCCUCAACAACCUGGUGGAGAAGCUGCUGCGCGAGGAGGCCGAGGGCGCGCGUUGGACCGGCCACCGCUCCCCGCGCCUCUGCCGCCUGCACCGCGGCCAGUUCAGCCUCUUCUGCCUCGACGACAAGGAGUUGCUCUGCUGCUCGUGCCAGGCCGAUCCCCGGCACCAGGGACAUCGGGUGCAGCCGGUGAAGGACACUGCCCACGACUUCCGGGCCAAGUGCAGGAACAUGGAGCAUGCGCUGCUGGAGAAAGCCAAGGCCUUCUGGGCCAUGAGGCGCUCCUAUGAGGCCAUCGUGAAGCACAAUCAGGUGGAGGCUGCCCGGCUGGAAGGGCGGAUCCGGCAGGAGUUUGACAAGCUCCGGGAGUUCUUGAGAGUGGAGGAGCAGUCCAUCCUGGAUGCCAUGGGAGAGGCGAGGCAGAAGCAGCUUCUAGCAGAGGAGAAGAUGAAGCAGCUCGCAGAAGACAUGGAGGCUCUGGCCCACGAGGUCGAGCGGCUGCAGGUGGAGAUGAAAGAGGAUGACAUUUCUUUUCUCAUGAAACAUAAGAGCCGGAAACGUCGCCUCUUCUGCACGAUGGAGCCAGAGCCCGUCCAGCCCGGCAUGCUCAUCGACAUCUGCAAGUACCUGGACUCCCUGCAGUACCGCGUCUGGAGGAAGAUGGUCAUGUGUGUCGAAUCUGUGCCUUUCAGCUUUGAUCCCAACACCGCAGCUGGCUGGCUUUCCGUGUCCGAUGACCUCACCAGCGUCACCAACCACGACUACCGGGUCCAGGUGGAGAACCCCGAGCGCUUCCCGUCAGCCCCCUGCCUGCUGGGCUCCUGCGUCCUGUCGCAGGGCUCGCACGCCUGGGAGGUGGACCUGGGGACGCUACCCAGCUGGCGCGUGGGGGUGGUGCGGUGGCGCCAGGACGCGGGCUCAGAGGGCCGCUCGCACAGCUGCUACCACGACACGCGCUCGGGCUUCUGGUAUGUGUGCCGCACGCGGGGCGUGGACGGCGACCACUGCGUGACCUCAGACCCCGCCACAUCACCCUUGGUCCCAGCCAUCCCGCGCCGCCUGCGCGUGGAGCUGGAGUGCGAGGAGGGCGAGCUGUCCUUUUACGACGCGGAGCGCCACUGCCACUUGUACACCUUCCACGCCCGCUUUGGGGAGGUGCGGCCCUACUUUUACGUGGGCGGAUCACGGGGCGACGGGCCCCCAGAACCCCUGCGCAUCUGCCCACUGCGCAUCACCGUCAAGGAGGAGCUGGACGGCUGAGGCCCGCCCUGGUCCCCUCUGCUUUCUGACUCUUCCUAAAGCCACACUCGCCUUGGUACCUCUCUGCUACCUGCCUUCUUGCCAGAACCUUCAUACUGACCUCUCCUGUUCUUUUUCGUGGCUCCGGGCCCACGUCUCCUGCCUCAUUUUUGCUCCCUUCUCUACCCACCUUGGAAAGCCAUCCAGGGGACACCUCCCUGGUCAGGCUUUUGUCAGAGUUGUGGCAUCCCCUGGAUGUGAAUUUUCUAAUCCACAUUCUCAGACUCUGCUAGGGAUAAUGUUUGCUUAUAGAGUGGGUCUGUUUUUAAAAUGUUGGUUUUAUCAUUUUCCUAUUGUGGUGAGGCCAGCAGACUCUGGGAGGACUGCUACUGAAAGGAAUUUGUUACAGUUCCCAGGAGGGGGUGCCCUGCCAUGGAGAGGGGAUCCCCUGGGGGGGGGGGACCAGGGUCCUUAGGAGGCGGAGGGGGUGAGGGGAAAGCCUGGGCAGGAGGAUUACUGUGGUUUCCAUGGGGAGGAGGAGGCCAGGUAGGGCCCAAGUAGGCAGUCAGCAAGUUUGAGUACUUUUGAUGGGCUCUGGGGCCACCCCUAGUUGUCUGAUCUUGGUCCUAGUCUGAUCUUAGGGCAGGGGGAGUGUAGAGCCCUGUGAGAGUCUGAUACAGGAGGUGGUUGGGGUAUAGCUCUGCAAAAGGUUGGAGGCAUUUGAAAGAUGUGCUUAUGGGGGAGUUGUUUGCUGUCUCCAGGAAUUUGCCAGCCAGUGAAGUCCCACAUGCCAAAGCAUCAAGAAUACCAAAAAAGAAGAGUUCCCAUCAUGGCCCAACUAGUAUCCAUGAGGAUGCAGGUUUGAUCACUGGCCUUGCUCAGUUGGUUAAGGGUCUGGUGUUGCUGUGAGCUGGGGUGUAGGUUGUAGAUGUGGCUUGGAUCUGGCGUUGCUGUGGCUGUGGCGUAGGCCAGCAGCUGCAGCUCCAGUUCGACCCCUAGCCUGGGAAUCUCCAUAUGCUGCUGGCACAGCCCUAAAAAAAAAGGCUACAGAAAAGAAGAAAGUAUAGUUAAUACAGGAUCAUCACCAUGGCUUUGGGCAGGACCCAUGGCCCGACUUGUUUAUCACUUUACACUCAUAUUGAAUACUGCUCCUCCGCCUCCCCGAGGCCCUGCAGGGCUGGGGGAUUGGGGCAACACUGCUCACCAGAUCAACUCCGAUUUAUUGAUUUACACGUCUUAGACACCUUCCUCUCAAAGGAGGUUCCAAAGCACUUAGAAAAACAAUUUAAAGACCGUGGUUUAGACCUGUUCCCUCUCUGGGCCUUAGUUUUCUCAUCUGCAGAUGAGAUUGUAGGCCUGGGAGUGAUAAGCUUCUGUAAUCAUGUGAAGGACCUUCUUCUGAUUCUUCUCACAAAAGUGCAGAAGGGAGGGAAAGAGGGGCCCCUUCAGUUAGGAGAGAAGGAUGGGGACCGGGUGGUGGUGGUGGUCCUGGGAGGUGCCAGGAGGGAGGAGGGAGGGGCUCCAGUGCCCCUUGCUGACCUCAGCCUCCCUCUUGUUCUGUCUGCUGCCUUUUGCAUUUUCAUCCUGAUUUCUUCUCCCUCUGCCAUGCCUGCAGGCUUGUAUCUCCACUUUUUCUUCCUCACAUAUGCCUGCAGAGAGUUUUUAAUUAUCAACGCUUCUCAUCCCUGGAGAGCAUUUUCUCAGGAGGAGAUAUUUUCUCAGAGGAGCCGUGUUCUCAUGGGGCAUUUUCCUGACUGAGGAUUCAUAAAACUGUCUCUGUUUGUGUCCCCUGGUUCACAGAAGUGGGCAUUGUCAACAGAGAUGAGGAUUCGUAACUGAAAAUUGGUUAUAAAUGUGAUGUGUAUGUAUGUCCGUGGUGGCCACCGGGAGGCAUGUAGGAUAUGGCAUUGAGUGAAGGGGACCUGGUGUGGAGGAGAGGUGAGGAUAUUGGUGAACAGGUGUGAACUGAGGCCCUUCUAGAGGCUCAGGGACUCAGCAGAAGCUCAAGGCACUUUGGAGCCAACUUGUCGGAGUUCAGUGUGCACUUUCUACAAUAAAGUAUUUAUCUAGCCCA